This is a messenger RNA of Arachis ipaensis, 711 nucleotides long. The record is from RefSeq and is a predicted model, not a curated record. Lineage: Eukaryota; Viridiplantae; Streptophyta; Magnoliopsida; Fabales; Fabaceae.
AUGGACAACAAGGAGAUUUCUCUAAGUCUUGCUCGCGCAGAAGGGCUCAGGAUGCUGGUAGGGUUCAGCAAUGGAGCCGAGUUUUCACUACGACUAUUGAUGGUGCUGUUUAUGUCCGAAGGGUUAGAAGGACCGGUUGUAGCCCGGGGUUAUUAUCUGAAUUCAAUGAUGGUGAACUAUAGCGACAGUGAGUGUCAGGGAUAUAUGUUGUUAGCUGCAAGUUCGUCAGGAGAUGAACAGGAUUUGAGUCAGAUUCCAGUAGUGAGUGAAUUUUUCGAGGUAUUUUCCAAGGAUAUACUUGAAUUCCCCCCUCGAGAAAUCGAAUUUGCAAUAGAACUGAUACCGGGAGCAGGACUGAUCUUGAUUGCGCCGUAUAGGAUGUCGUCAUUGGAGUUGGCAGAACUUAAGGGAGCACCAGUUUUGUUGGUGAACAAGAAAGAUGAUGGCAUGCGACUGUGUGUGGACUACAGAGUGUUCCGUUCUUUCUUAGAUAAGUUCGUUGUGGUGUUCAUUGAUGAUAUUCGGGAAGACGUGAAAUUCUUGGGGGCAUGUGGUGAGCUGAAAGGGAAUAGCUUAAAUCCUGCUAAGGAUGAGACACUGACAGAAUGGGGACGGCCUACGUCUGUGAUGGAAGUGAUAAGUUUCUUAAGGUUAGCUGAUUUUUAUCGGAGGUUCAUUAAGGAUUCUUGCAAACUGCAUUGCCCGGACUAA